GCUGUGUGAUUGAUUCUUGGCGAUCACCAUGGCUGAAGCGGUUUCUUAUGUUGCCCUCUGACUAUCGCAUGACCCCACCGUAUGUUAAAAAUUUUAAAGGGCACCCGUUAUUAGAUGUUGGCGUGAACCAGAAAAGAACGGUUCGGCCUGCCGGUUGUUGAUCAACAAGUGGGUGUGAUAAUCUGUGAUUCCUGUGUGCUAUUAUAGUGUGAUUCCUACUUUCGGAUAGAAAGGCCAACAUGACGCCGAUGUGUAUAGAUCGUUCCCAAUCUCCAACGCACAAGGGGAGUUUCCUGCAGGGCAGGAAGUCACCGGUGAGCAACAAUCUUAACCAACAGAAUGCCAACAACCACCGGCGAAACUCGUGCAGCCCGCCCCUGUCCAAGGACACCAAGUCAUCCGGCAAGCUCAGCGACCCGGACCGCCGGUCCCAAUCAGUUCAGUCCAGCCGCUACAAGACCGAGCUGUGCAGGCCCUUCGAGGAGAGUGGGACCUGCAAGUACGGAGACAAGUGCCAAUUCGCCCACGGCGUCAAAGAGCUUCGCAGCAUGGCGCGGCACCCCAAGUACAAAACGGAACUCUGCCGCACCUUCCACAGCACGGGGCUCUGCCCUUAUGGACCCCGAUGCCACUUCAUCCACAACAGCGAACAGGCCAAGAAGAGCCUGCUCACCAACCUCGCGGGCAGCACUGUCGUGGUGACAGCCAACCAGCCGAUGCACAGGCCGAAGGCCCUCAACAGUCUGAGUUCCACGGGGGACAUAUCGCCCCCAUCCAGCCAUGGCGGCUCGCCCACUGGGGACGGAGACAAGAGUUUCGAUGACCUGUAUCAGGAGAACAACCUCUGCUCCGACUUCAGCAACAACGCGCUCACUUUCUCCAAGAAUUUGACAAACCUCAUGAACAGCUUGCACCAGAGCUACGUGGAGUACCCGAACUGUGAGUACAAUUCGGAUCUCUACGAUUCGCCCAGUGUCUUCAGCGAUGGCAUGACCCCCGAAGUUGACAACUACAGUUACCAAGGCCCCGUGUUAGACUUGUUUCAGACUGGCCCCAUAACGCCCACGACCCCGGUCGAUGGAAGCACGAGUUUUUUCCGGCUCCCUGUCUUCGGUCUCCUCCACAAGCAAUAAGCUGAUACAAGCUUGCACUUCAGAACGUACCUGUAUUAUGUCUUGACAAACCUCGAAUAUUUUCCUGAAUUGAGCUGCCAUUGAAAGAACUUGGUCAUCAAUCAUUUUAAUGUCUAAAAUCCUCAUCGCUGGUUCAACUGAGUUCGUUCUUAGAAACUAAAAUGUAUGCUGUAAACAUUACGUUUCAUUCUUAUUCGUAACUAAAACAUUGAGCGUAGUAACGUUUAGUUACUUUAGUAUGUGUGGAAAUUACCGUGUUCAUGUUUAUGAACCUGAUUCAAAGUAGUCUAAACGAUUUCAUAGCUUUCUUUUUCGGUCAUUUUUAUCAACCGAGUUGAACCUUAGACAUACUCCCGAACCGCUGAUUGAAGCUUUCUAAUUGGAUGAAGAAGACAUUGGUGUUUGAUGUUUAACUCGGCUUAUGGAAGAAGGCCAUUAGUCACUAAAACUGCCAUAAACGUUUCUAAGAACUAAAUUCAGAAUCAUUCAAAAUUAAAUAUUUCAAUUCCCCCUCCCCUACUGCAAUCGAAGCUUUUUAAAAAUAUUAUUUUUAACAACUGAACUAGAUCAGGUUUUUCUCUUUCGUAAUAUGACGUGUGUUUAUGGAUUAAAUUCAGUUCUUUCUGGAAAUUUAUUUUUUUUUUUUUUUUUUGUAAUCGACAAAACUGCUUAAAACCUCGGCUUUAUGCUAGUAUAGUUAAGCUUUAUCUAAGUCUUCUGUUAAUAGCUUAAUUUUCGUUUAGGAAAAAUAUCUACUUAAAAGGAAUCAUGAAGUCCAAUUAAAUGUGUAUGAAAGGUAUCAUUUUGUAAUUAAAUUUAUUAUAUACUUGAAAUGGAUUAAGUUUACUCUUGUUUUAGGUAAAAUAUGAUUAUAUCAAUAAAUAUUGAAAAAACAUUCCAGUUCUUUGUUGUUAUAAUGCGAAUUAGAUAUGAGAUUAAAUGCACCUGUCUAGUAAAAAUAUUCUGUUAAGUUGAUGUGGCAAUGAUUAGCAAAAAAAAAAAAGGGGGGGGGGAGCGGAAUUUCAAAUUUCGCGUUUUUUUUCUUCCUCUUUUUUUUUUUUUUUUUUCCAAAUUUUAUUUCAGUCUUUCCAAGGUAUAUAAUACCGCUGAAUAUUUUUUUUUCCAAUAUCCAACCUCCCCCCCCCCCUUCACAUACUUUCAGUAUACUUUAUUGUACAUUUAAACGUGAACUUUAACGAAUACUUUAUUCAUUAGUAGGUUCUUUUGUGAACUGAUCUCAAUUUUAUUUUUGAAGUGUUUUGGACGAUGUGCGUGCAGUUAUAAGAUUUUUUUUUUAAUCAAGGGGGGGGGGGAUCUUUUAUAAGAGGGAAUGCAUUAAUUAGUCUGAACUGCAAGCUUGUAAAAAUGCAUUAAAACGAAAAGAAGCAGAAUAUAGAUUAUUAUUAUUAUCAUCAUUCGUUUUCAUUUAGUAAUAAACUGUUCAGAAGCAUUAGCUAAAGUGGCAAGUUUUAUUGCUGAUUAUCUGGUAUGAUGUAGUCAUAAAUAUUUAUUUGAAUUGCAUUCGAAGUAAGCCAUUAUAAUUUUUUUUUUUUUUAAAUAUUUGUAUGGAUGAAUCAGUUAGCUGCUGUCUAUGAUGUAUCAAGAUUCCUGGCACUUAGACCAAGUUUUACUGCCUUGGGGAAUUUCAUCCACUUUCAUUAAUUAAAAAUCAUAUUUUUAUGUGUAGUCAAUCCCUGGGGUGUUCUUGUCCUUUGAUUGAAUCCAGUUGUAUUUGUAUUCAGGUUUUUUUUUUUUUUUUUUUUUGCAUUACUAUCUUCAGCUGCUACUGCAAAGAUAAUGGAGAAAGUUUUUAUUUAUUUAUUUAUUUCAUUUUUGUUAAUUUUUAUUCAGAUGUUAGAUAAUCUUUUUUGUUCUUACCUUUGGUGCUUCCUGUAAACUUCUUUUUAUUGUUGACGUUACUUUUAAUUGCAUCAAAACUUAAAAAAAAAAAAAAAACACCAGACAGCACUCAAGUUUUAUCUGUAAGAAAUGUAAGAUCUUGAAGAUUUUUCUCAAAACUUCCUUACUUCACAUUAUUGUAAAUCAUACUUAACAAAUUAUGUUGCAACUUUAAAGGAACACCUAUUAUGUACAAAAGUUCACGUGCUCUGUUUCAUAAGUAGCUUAAAAAACCGAAAACUUGAAUUUUGUUACUAAAUUUAUUUUGUGAGUUUAGAAACACCGAACUAAAUAAAUUAUUUGUUUUCUAUUAAUUUUGCGUUUUCAUAACUGCGUUUAAAUUACUUGAUGCACACGCUAAGUGCUGUGACACUUUAGUAGUGCAUAAAGGGGAAAAAAUCAUAAAACCCAUUCCUUUUAUGAAUUAUGAUUUUUGCAAGUUGCCAAAUCAAAUGAUGAAAUGCACAGUGCGGUUAUUCCUAUAACUAAGAACUUAUUUAAUGUCUUUUUGCAGUUUUCGGUGUAAUUUGAAACUGACAAUGUUCGUCAUAUUUUCUACAUAAUGAUUAUUGAUUUCGCGUGGAAUAGCAAAAUAGCACUCUGCUGUACAUUUUGAAAAUGCUGAUAUCACAAAGGAUUAUUAUUUCAUCUAUCUAUUUAUUUAUUUUUUUUAAGGUAACCGCUUAUUAUUGUUUCUAUUUUAUUUCUGUUUUAGAUAACUGCUAAGAUUAUAAACAUCAUCGUUUUAUUUACAAACGUCAAUGCAAUAUUAUAACAUGUUUCUUCGAAAUACUUAGUGAUAUGCAAUACAGUUUAAUAAAAAGAUCUUUAUAUUUUGUUUACAAAUGCCCUGGAUUCAAUCAAAUUUCUAGGACUUGAAAAUCGCAGUGACAUAUAUGCUUUCAUGUCAUCAUGUAUUUAAAUAUUUAUUUAUUUUAAACUAUUUACGGGGGGUAUCAUGUACGAGAAGAUUUUAAUGUUUGUAUGAUGCUUUGAUGUUUUGUGAUCAUAAUUUGUUUGUGUGCUUAAAUAGAUGAGUGUGCAUUUAAUUUUUUUGUAGUAUUGAAAUAAGUUGCACAAAAGGAAAGGGAUUUUUUACCAGUGAUAAUUUAUGUUAUUUAAUUUCCCUUUUUGUGUUUGUAAUUAUUUGUACUAUGAAAAUCGUAACUAAAGGCACUAGUUUUUUUUCGCAAUACGUUAACAGUUUAUUAGCUAUAUAUCUUAAGGGUUAAUUUUUUUUGUUGUAAAGAUAUCUUGAUGUGUUCUAUUUAUUUUUUUUCUUAAAAAUUUUAUUCAAAUAUAUGAUAUUGUAUAAAGCGUUGCUUAGAACUAGCUUUCAUGAAAAGUUAUGGAUUAAAUAUUUAUUAAUCAAAGAAGUCUCCAUUUUAAUUUUAAACAUCAAAUUCGAUUGUAUAAUUUUUAUUUAGAAUUCUUUUUUUUUUUUUUUUUUUUUGGUCAAGAAUGACUGAAAUUCAUUUAAAAUCUGAUUGUGAAGAAUUUAAAUCAUAGUCUUAAAUUUAUUUUUUAAACAUCAAAUUCGACUGUGUAAUUUUAUUUAGAAUAUUUUUUGUCAAAAAUAAUUGAAGUUCAUUUAAAAUCUGAUUAUGAAGAGUUUAAAUCAUGUUCUUAAAUUUAUUUUUGUAUAGUAUUAAAAUUAAUCUGUUUUUACAUCAAAUUAUGAAGCAAAUUCAUGAAGGACAAAAAUUUAAUUCCAUUUUGUGCAAUUUAUAAAUCAUAUAUUUUCACGAAUGAUAUAUAAAAUAGUAUUUAUUAGAAAUUAAGUUCAGCAAUUUGCUUCAUAAAAUGUAAAAAUAUAAUACAACUCCGCACAGAAAUUUUGUGUUUAAAAUAUCUUUCGGCUCAGGUCGAGUCGAAUAUUUUUUUAAAACUAUUUUUAUACGAAAUUAAAAAAAUAUAUUAUCUAUUUACAUAUUUUUAUUUAUAUAUAUAUUUAUAUAUUAUAGUGAUAUCAGUAUGUUGGAAUUAUGCCUUAAAUUUAGGCUCGGAGAAGCCAAUAAAGUGCCUUUUUUUCUACUAAAAAAGGGGGACCAAUCUCAGCGUUCCUGUUUAACUGUAACCGUCAGCAUUUUUCUAAAAAAUGUGUGUAACAUUCCCGUAUAUUAUGCAGAUUGCGUGUAAUUUGGAAUGAUAUUUUGUGUGCCCGUUUGUUCUAUUUUCGAAUUAUGUAAAGCACAAAACGUGAAGAUUGAAUGGGAAUCUUUUAUUGUGAAUAAAUGUGAAUAAAAAUAUAAUAAAUUAUUGAAUAAAAAUGUUGCA
Molecule: messenger RNA, 5309 nt
Organism: Uloborus diversus
Lineage: Eukaryota; Metazoa; Arthropoda; Arachnida; Araneae; Uloboridae
Product: mRNA decay activator protein ZFP36L2-A-like
Exons: 2
Coding region: 240-1133 (297 amino acids)
Molecular function (GO): mRNA binding; metal ion binding
Source: RefSeq, a predicted model, not a curated record